Messenger RNA from Anguilla rostrata (American eel), 4251 nucleotides. RefSeq names its product tyrosine-protein kinase yes. Gene Ontology annotation, molecular function: ATP binding; non-membrane spanning protein tyrosine kinase activity; signaling receptor binding. Gene Ontology annotation, cellular component: extrinsic component of cytoplasmic side of plasma membrane. The transcript has 12 exons. Bases 508 to 2139 code for a protein of 543 amino acids. The record is from RefSeq and is a predicted model, not a curated record. Gene Ontology annotation, biological process: cell differentiation; protein phosphorylation; innate immune response. NCBI's taxonomy places the organism in Eukaryota, Metazoa, Chordata, Actinopteri, Anguilliformes, Anguillidae.
CCCCAGAGGCAAUGGAGUUGCUAUCUCCAGCUGCUCCGUCACUCCCAGGACAGAGGGCGGCCAUGUUGUUGGAUGGGUUGUUGCAAGUUUAGAAGGGAAGGAAGUAGCUGGAGGAACUGGGAGAGUUUGCAGUCAGUUGUAGCCUAUGUCUUUUGUCAUGUAGAUACAUUCUGUGCCGGUUUCUGUUCACUUGCUAUUUUUGUUUACCUUUUUUUGUUUUAUUUUUUAUAUCGCGUUUGUCUUUCUGACAGUGCACAUUGUUUUGUUUUUUUGUUGCUUGAGUAUUGUAUUAUUCCUCGAACUCGGUAAUCACUGUCACGGUGCUCGCCGCUGGUGCGUUGGAUAUGUAGAGAUGGGAGAAACCGUGAUUGCAAGUUUGAAAUAACAGCAGUAACAAGACCGGCCAGUUCGCUGCUGAGAUUCUUUUCGGAAGCUAAGUGUUAUUCUGGUCAGAAAUACCGAGGGACGCAUGUAACAAAGGAGGGAGGAUUUCAUUAAGCCGUGACGAUGGGUUGCAUCAAGAGCAAAGAGGGCAAGGGCCCCGCCAUGAAGUACAGGCCCGAGAACGCCGCGGCCGACUCCGUGAGCGCGCACGUGGGGCACUACGGGCCCGACCCCACGCAGCUCAACCAGUCCCCCGCCCCCAAGGGCCCGGCCAACAGCUACAACAGCCAUUCCAUCACCCCCUUCGGCGGCUCCACCGUCAUGACCCCCUUCGGCGGGGCCUCCUCCUCCUUCACCGCCGCCGCCACCAGCCCCUUCCCGGGAGCCGUGACGGGUGGGGUUACAUUUUUUGUGGCCUUAUACGACUAUGAAGCCAGAACGUCCGAUGAUCUAUCAUUCAAGAAGGGGGAUAGGUUCCAGAUCAUUAAUAACACGGAGGGGGACUGGUGGGAAGCCCGAUCCAUUAACACGGGGAAGAAAGGAUACAUUCCGAGCAACUACGUGGCUCCCGCGGACUCCAUCCAGGCCGAGGAGUGGUACUUUGGUAAAAUGGGACGCAAAGAUGCCGAGCGGCUACUCUUGAACCCAGGAAACCAGCGGGGAACCUUCUUGGUGCGAGAAAGCGAAACUACUAAAGGAGCCUACUCUCUGUCCAUACGGGACUGGGACGACGCUAAGGGAGACAAUGUGAAACACUACAAAAUCCGCAAACUUGACAACGGGGGCUACUACAUCACCACCAGGGCGCAGUUUGAAACACUACAGAAGCUGGUGAAACACUACACAGAGCACGCGGACGGGCUGUGCCACAGGCUGACCGCCGUGUGCCCCACGGUGAAGCCGCAGACGCAGGGCCUGGCCAAGGACGCCUGGGAGAUCCCCCGCGACUCGCUGAGGCUGGAGGUGAAGCUGGGCCAGGGCUGCUUCGGAGAGGUGUGGAUGGGCACAUGGAACGGGACCACGAAGGUGGCCAUCAAAACCCUGAAGCCGGGCACCAUGUCCCCUGAGGCCUUCCUGCAGGAGGCCCAGAUCAUGAAGAAGCUCCGGCACGACAAGCUGGUGCCGCUGUACGCCGUGGUGUCCGAGGAGCCCAUCUACAUCGUCACCGAGUACAUGGCCAAAGGAAGUUUAUUGGACUUCCUGAAGGAAGGAGAGGGAAAGUACCUAAAGCUUCCCCAGCUUGUUGACAUGGCUGCCCAGAUCGCCGACGGGAUGGCUUUCAUCGAGAGGAUGAACUACAUCCACAGGGACCUGCGGGCGGCCAACAUCCUCGUCGGGGACAACCUGGUGUGCAAGAUCGCCGAUUUCGGCCUGGCCAGGCUGAUCGAGGAUAACGAGUACACCGCGCGGCAAGGAGCGAAGUUCCCCAUCAAAUGGACGGCCCCGGAGGCCGCCCUGUACGGCCGCUUCACCAUCAAGUCCGACGUCUGGUCCUUCGGCAUCCUCCUGACCGAGCUGGUGACCAAGGGCAGGGUGCCAUAUCCAGGCAUGGUGAACCGGGAGGUCCUGGAACAGGUGGAGCGCGGGUACCGGAUGCCCUGCCCACAGGGCUGCCCCGAAUCCCUGCACGAGAUGAUGAAGCUCUGCUGGAAGAAAGACCCGGACGAGAGGCCCACGUUUGAGUACAUCCAGUCCUUCCUGGAGGACUACUUCACAGCCACAGAGCCGCAGUACCAGCCGGGGGACAACCUAUAGAGUUCCGCCGUGCUACGCUACACUACAAACGCAACACUCUGCUCCGCGCUACCUAUCUCAUCCACCAGAGGCACUCUGCCUGGGAGGAAACCAACACAGGAGACGGUUUCAGGACUGAAAAUGAAUUUGGGGAGAAAGCAAAGAGUAGUGUGCUGUUCGAAAAAGAAAAAAAGCAAACUGGAAGAUCGGUUCACAGUUGCACAAACCACUGCUUUUUUACUUCAUUUUUAAAAGAAAAGGUUUUUUUUUUUUUUUGGUUUGUUUGUUUUGUUUUGUUUCCAUUUCAAACACUAAUCCUCUACAUGUUUAUUUCAGGUACUGAAGGUCUUUGUUGUAUAGACAUUUUCUUCAUUUCUUUUUCUCCUUAUGUGUAUCUGAGUCAAAUGUAAAUUUCAAGUGACCAAUUAUUCAGUGUAACCUUUCAGUCCUGUAGAAUAACGAAAGCAUUUCAUCGUACUGUAAACCUAGCAGGUGACAAGCCUGGGUAGAAAGUGUGGGUGUUCAAAUCAAGAGGGCAAGGGAAUGGAUCGUAAUGCUUGAUGAAAUCUAAGCUGAGAAUAUACUUAGAGAAAUCAUGGAAAAUAAAGCGAAUGCACUGCUUUCAGCACAUGUCAUCAGGGCAGCUGGAAGAGAGAUCUGUGUAUUGUUUCUCUAUGUAGGUGAUUUGGAUAGAGAUGAUUUGUAGGUUUACUAAUUCCUUAUUUGUUGAUUUUUUUUUUUUUUUUUUGCGUGUGUGUGAUUGUAAGAACUUGGAACCAUAUUGUGUUAGAAGAUUUUAAAGAACCUGUUGUCUUUUUAUGAGGCUCCCCUGUCCUUAAAUAAUUCAACAUUUCCAUAACACUAUGAAAAUACUGUUUUCAGGGCAAGUGCCAUAAAACUAGACAGCUGCUGAUUUCAAGUAACAGUAUAAUUCCUCUCUCAGAACUUGGUAAAUCACAGAAGCGACAGAAAAAGUGCACGUGUCACUGUGACACUGAAAAGCGCUGUGCAGUGCCAACGGUGGCUCAACAGAAAUGAGUAUUCAUUCAUUGUUGACAUGCUGGUAUUACACUUCAUAGUGCAUUGUUCUGGGACAUAUCAUAGCACUACAAAAAGAACUGUGGACCAGGAUGGCAUAAGUUCCAAGUAUUUCAUUGUCAGGCUUAGAGCAGUGACCACUGUGAACAUGCCUUUGUGGGCAUCACACUGCUAGCAUGGCUGAAAUUGUAAGCGUAUUAUGAGACACCCAGUGAAAAUUGCCACUUUAUCUUAAUCGAAAAUGCUGCCAAAGUACUACAUUUCAAGAUUAUUCACUGUGCUAUUUCUUUUUCUUUUUUUAAACCUUAUUUUGAAGUGGCGUCCCGGAUUUCAAGCAGUUGAGCUUCAGUCGUUGGCGUUACGCAGUUAUGCUCUGUACAAGUUGAUUUUUCUUUGUUGAUUAAAUAUAGGUGUAUUUAAACCAGCCGGAUACAAUGAUGGAGUGAAUAGAUUUUAAUGAAGAGAUUUUUUCCUCUUUUUAAAACAAAAAUAUUUUAAGGGUUGGUUACCUCCACAUCAAAUUGGUAUAAAGCAAUAUCAUAAUGAACGUGGUAGGCUACACGUUUGUGUUCUGCUGGUUUCAUUCAAUACCUGUUCCGUUUCGUUUUAUUCCGUUUCUUAUUUUCUUCUAGAAUGUAGCCUAUGUAGAUCUGCUCUAUGGGACCUAUCCAUGAUAGUGUUUUAAACUGUGACAGUAACACGACUCAUGAUACCAAGUGUAGUAAAUGCAGUAUGUACUAUGAAACGGUCGCUUGGACGUACCAGAUCGUUUUUCUCCGACCUCUUACCUACCACAGUUUUGAUACACAGUCCCGAACAAUACGAAACUGAUCCGCUCAGUGCCAUUCUUUUUUUACAUGUUUCCUCCAUGCUCCUCUUUAUUUCACUCGCGAUAGAGGAUUUGAUAAGGGCUUGUACAAAGUUUUGAAACCUCUAAUUUUAUAAAGAAAAGUUUAAGACGACGACAGCAUGAAAACACUGUUUUUUCAAGGUUUAAACUGGAAGUGGAAGCUAAACGUGAAUGGUUCUGGUACAAAAUGGGUUAGUUAUUUGAAUUUGUACAGAGUAAAAAGAAUAAAACAUUUCCUGCUUUUA